AUUAAGUAGUCCCCUAGUUAAGCGCCCGAAAGAAGUCUAAAACUCAUCAUCUUCAUGGAAUAUGGGCAUCUGCUUGGACACGGAACAAAACAAUGAGGAACUGGAGACGGCGGACCGCAGCCGGCGCAGCUCGUGGCCCGCCACGCCGGCCGCCGGCGCCUUCCCCAUGCAGAACACCACGCACGUCAAGUUCGAGCCGCCCGCAGUGCCCGUUAUAUUCGUGCUGGGCGGGCCAGGCAGCGGGAAGGUGACGCACUGUGACACGCUGAUGCAGGAGCGCCGCGGUCUGGUGCACGUCAACAUGACAGACCUGCUGCAGCAGUACGCGAUAGGAAAUGACAUGCAGGACUUCGGCUCGCUAUCCAGCAAGACGGUCACGGAGGUGCUGAUGCUGGAGAUGAAGAUGGCUCCGGCGGCGCGCGCCUACCUCGUCUCCGGGUACCCUCGCUCCAUGCGCGACGUCGCUGAAUACUCCGACAAGAUCCAGACGCUGAGCGGCGUGGUGGUGGUGAGCUGGCGGCAGCGCGUGCUGGAGCGGCAGAUUGAGUACGGCGCGCGGCUCGGCCACGUCGUGCUCAGCCUGGCGCGCAUGGAGCUCACCAACUUCUACCGUAACGUCGUGCCCGUCGCAGACUACUUCGACCAGGCCAACAUGCUGGUAGCGAUCAACGGCGAAAGGAACCCAGACGAGGUAUACAAGGACUUUCGUGCGGCCGUCCUGCAGAUCCUGGGAACAGUAGAGGACCAGAACAUGAACGGCGUGGGUGUGGGGGGAGGGGGUAUUCCAGGCGAGAUAGUGGGCGUGGAGCCGGCACCAGCUCGGCUGACGGACGUGGACGUGGAUGAUGACGCGCUGCCGGAGACCCGCCUGCCCACCAUACCUAUGGCGCCGCCCAAGGUGCCCGUGCCGAAGGUGGUUCCGGUCAAUGGAGUCAACCAUACUAGUCCUAAGGCGGAGGUGAUCAGAGUGCGUGGUGCGGCGAGCGCGCCCGUCACGCUGUGGGUGGUCGGCGGGCCCGGCAGCAACAAGGCGGCGCUGUGCGAGCGGGCCGUCGCACAGACGCAGGGGUGGACGCACUUCAGUCUCGGUCAGCGUCUCCGCUUGCUGGCGGACGCGGGGGGCGGGCCGGUGUCGGACGGGGCGCUCGCCCGUGCGGCUGUGACGGCGGGCGAGCUGGCGCCGCGCGAGCUGGCAACGCGGCUGGUGCGCGCCGCCGUCAGCGACGCUGCGCGCGCCGGGCACGGCGUCGUGCUGGACGGGUACCCGCGAGACGUGGAGCAGAUGGACGAGUUUGAGCGGGAAUUUGGCGUCUCGCCCCGCAUGGUGCUGCUGGACUGCAGCAAGCUGCAGCUGGGGCGCGGGCGGCGCGACGACUCCGUGGCCGCCUUCCGCCGCCGCCUGGAGGUGUUCCGCGAGCUCUCCCUGCCCAUGCUCAAGCGAAUGGACCAGGACCACAGGCUUGUUAUUGUGGAUGGCGAUACCGACUCGGUGGAGGUGCAGGCGGAGUUCGCGCGGGUGCUGCAGGAGGAGAUGAAGAAGGCGGAGGAGAUCGCCACCUAUCCUACGAAUCAAAAACGAAAUUCUCUAUCUCGUAUGUCCAUUUUUCCAGACAGCACGGCGCAGCGGCUGGCGGGCGCGACGACGCGCAUGGCGGGCGCGCUCGCCAACGGCGUCCCCAAUGGCGUCCCCAACGGCGUCGCCAACGGGUUUAUACCUAAUAACAAGGUGAAACCUCUGAUCAACAGCACGACGCGAAUUCCCACCGUGUCACAGAUGACCCACGACGACGUGCGCCGCCUGUACGAGCAGAGCACCGGCGAGAUCACCAUGAACACGCACAUCUAGUGGGAUGACGGUAUACUGGUAGGAUGAAAUUUAUAUACCGAUGGGACGGCGAUGAACACGCUAAAAACUGGUGGGUUAGCGAUGCGCGCGAUGUAGUCCGUCAUAAACUGGUAGGAUUGCGAUGGACAAGCUAAUGGUGAGUUAGUAAAGAAGAAGACAAACUGGUGGGAUGGCGAGGAUAUCAUCUGAAGUGUUGGCUAUGCGCAGGUCAAUCUCAUAUGCGUCAUAGCGUAGACUGUAGAGCAUGCUUAUAAAUCUCUGGGAUUGUAGACUCGUUGUAUAGCAAUGAAGACGCAAAAUAAACUGGCGAGAUAGCAAAACAAGAUUUAAAAAUAUCGUAACCGUUGGCGUAGCGUAGAUUAAGGCUGGUGGGAUGGAGGAAAAAAGCUUAGAACCGGUGAUCCGGCUAUGAACAUUGAACACCGAUGAGGUAGCAAAACGCGAAUAUACUAUUGAGGAAUAAUCGAUUACGUGGGAUGGGGAAAAAGCGAUACAGAUCGUGGAAAAGGACAAUUGAUAGAUGAACUUUUGAAGAGGACUUUAAUGUGAAAGUGACAAGUGCCGAAAAAUUAUUUAAUAAGUUACGUUAAGAAAGCACAAAUAGAAAUUACUGUAGAUAUUUUAAAGGGUAGAUACUAGAUUGUUUAUUAGUUGAAAACAUAGUUACUAUUUCUUGAAUGUAUGUUCUAGCUAUUUACUUAAUGCCAUAACGCACAUAGCAUAAGAUAUGCGACAAGUGCCUUAGCACUAGAUAUAAAGUAGAUAUUAUAUUGUAUGUAUUGUUGUUGUAAAUAUUGAAACUAUAUGUAAUAUGUAUGUUGACGUGCUCUCUUACCUGAAGCAAUCGCCUGUGAAGAAUUUAGGUUAUGAUUCAGACUUGAUAGGAUUCAUCAGAGUAGGUACGAUUACAGAGAAGAUAGAUACAGUUAAGGAAAUCCAGAUAAUUCAG
Molecule: messenger RNA, 2795 nt
Organism: Aricia agestis (brown argus)
Lineage: Eukaryota; Metazoa; Arthropoda; Insecta; Lepidoptera; Lycaenidae
Exons: 13
Coding region: 62-1846 (594 amino acids)
Biological process (GO): UDP biosynthetic process; CDP biosynthetic process
Cellular component (GO): nucleus; cytoplasm
Molecular function (GO): ATP binding; UMP kinase activity
Source: RefSeq, a predicted model, not a curated record